CUAUAAAACCCCCUGCGUCAAACAAAUAACAUUUAAAACCAUGUUCAAACUAAUAGCUUUAGUAUCGCUGACCGUUUCAUUUUGUUGGUGUCAAGAUGUGUCUCGACCCAUCAUUACCACAACUGGAGGUCAGGUGCAAGGUAUAACAGCUAGCUGUGGUCUGUUCUGUAGCUACUUCCAAUUCAAUGGCAUACCAUAUGCGGAGCCUCCAGUUUCCGAAUUGAGAUUCCGGAAUCCAGUCCCACAUCGUGGAUGGUCGGGUGUUCGAGAUGCUAGCGAACAUGGAGAAAGUUGUGCAGCACUAAGUCCUCUCAGUGAAUACUCAGGCAGUGAGGAUUGCCUGUUCAUCAAUGUGUAUACGCAGAACAUUAUCGGAUCUCGACCGGUUAUGGUAUGGAUUCAUGGGGGUGGCUUCGUUUUAGGUUCCGGUGAUUCCAGGAUAUACGGGCCAGAGCAUUUAGUUCAAGAAAAUGUGGUUGUCGUCUCUUUCAACUAUCGACUAGGCAUUAUGGGAUUCUUCAGCACUGGUGAUACACACGCCCAAGGCAAUUGGGGUGCGAAAGACUGUGUGGAGGCUCUGAGAUGGGUUCGGGACAAUAUUGCGGCUUUUGGUGGAGAUCCCAACAAUGUGACGAUCUUUGGUGAAAGUGCGGGAGGAGCACUGGUGCAUUAUUUAAUUUUGUCUCCAAUGGCCACCGGAUUAUUCCAUAAAGCAAUCGCUCAAUCAGGAACUGCAUUGAAUCCAUGGGGAUUCCAGUACAACGUACGGGAAAUGGCACACAGUAUUGCAGAUGCAUUCGGUUAUCCACACGAUAGUGCAGAACUUGCACGACUUCUGCGAUACACUCCUAUUGCAGAUUUCAUUGAUCUUCAAAGAACCAUCACCGACAUCCCGAUUCCUCGUGGGUUCAAGCCCUUUGAAUAUGUCCCUAGCGCUGAACCAGUCAACUCUCCAGAGCCCACCUUCUUUACUCAACGUCCAAUAGAAGUUCUACUUUCGGGAGCAUACAAUCAUGUUCCAAUGAUGAUCGGCUACACUAGUGCAGAAAGCCUGUUUAUGGUUCGUGAGCAUCUUCUGGAUUCUACUGUAUGGAAUGAAUUCACUCGCAAUCCGCAAUUCUUUGUGCCACACUUUUGGAAUAUUCCUGCCAACACUCCAGAAUCAAACGCAGUCAGCCAAGCAUUCCGCAAUUUCUACUGGCAGGAUCGUACUCUUGGGCCUGAUGUUAUGGUAGAAUGGACUCAAUUUCACACUGAUCAACAGUUCAUCUAUGCCGUAGACAAAGCGGUGGUUCUAACUGCCGAACGGAGCACACAACCCACCUUCUACUAUAAAUUCAGUUUUGAAGGUGACCUCAAUUUAAUAAAACGUGUGCUUUUACUAACCGACUUGCCAGGAGCAGUUCAUGCUGAUGAACUAGCCUACCUGUGGUCUAUAACAAAUAUACCCAUUUCACCCAUUCUACCGAGCAAUCCGGCAAACGUUGUUCGACAACGAAUGGUCCGCCUUUGGACCAACUUUGCCAUCACUGGACAUCCAACUCCUAAUUCGGAUACAGCCCUACAAAACAUCCACUGGCCUCCAGUCCAGGGAAGUGAUAUGACGUAUCUAGACAUCGGAGACAACCUGGUGGUGACUAAAAAUCCUAACCAAGCACGAAUUAACCUUUGGAGAGAUUUGGAAGAACGCUAUGCUAAUGACCCAUUUUUCUAUCCCUAUUCGUAAAAGUGUUGUGAAAAUAAAUUCAAAAUCCCCUUAA
Molecule: messenger RNA, 1760 nt
Organism: Aedes aegypti (yellow fever mosquito)
Lineage: Eukaryota; Metazoa; Arthropoda; Insecta; Diptera; Culicidae
Product: fatty acyl-CoA hydrolase precursor, medium chain
Exons: 2
Coding region: 41-1726 (561 amino acids)
Source: RefSeq, a predicted model, not a curated record